GUACGCGCUCUGUGGGCGGGGCUAAUGUAUGUACCUGCUCACGGCGCAGACGCGGCUCAGUUUUUCGCAGACAAUGACGCAGCGUUCGAGACCCGGUUAUUACCGCCAGGAAGUGAAUAAAACAAUUUGGGAAGUACCUGAAAGAUUCAAAGAUUUAAGACCUGUUGGGACGGGGGCUUAUGGUACAGUAUGCUCAGCUCAGGACCGCCGAACAGGGACAACGGUUGCUAUCAAGAAACUGCUCCGGCCUUUCCAAUCAGAACUCUUCGCCAAGAGGGCUUACCGGGAACUCCGACUUCUCAAGCACAUGAAGCACGACAAUGUUAUUGGACUGCUGAAUGUUUUCACUGCUGACCUGUCACUGGACCGAUUCCAAGAUUUUUACCUGGUUAUGCCCUUCAUGGGUACUGAUCUUGGUAAACUAAUGAAGACAGAGAAGCUUUCAGAAGACAGAAUUCAGUAUCUUGUCUACCAGAUACUAAGAGGAUUGAAAUAUAUCCAUGCUGCUGGUAUUAUCCACAGGGAUCUAAAGCCAGGCAAUCUAGCCAUCAGUGAAGACUGUGAGCUUAAGAUCCUGGAUUUUGGUUUGGCCCGUCAGACUGAUAGUGAGAUGACCGGCUAUGUGGUAACUCGCUGGUACAGAGCUCCUGAGGUCAUCCUCAACUGGAUGCACUACACACAGACUGUGGACAUCUGGUCUGUUGGCUGUAUCAUGGCAGAGAUGCUCAUUGGAAAACCACUGUUCAAAGGACAUGAUCAUCUGGAUCAACUGACUGAGAUCAUGAAAAUCACAGGAACACCUACGCAAGAGUUCAUCUCCAAACUGCAAUCCCAGGAUGCUAAAAAUUAUAUACAGAAGAUGCCCAAACUAAGGAAGAAAGAUCUUCAGAUUUUGCUGCCAGACACCAACCCUCAAGCAAUUGCUGUGCUAGAGUCCAUGCUUCUGCUGGACCCAGAAAGCAGAGUGACAGCAGCUCAAGCUAUGGCUCUGUCCUAUUUCUCUGAGUAUCGUGAGCCAGAGGAGGAGACUGAAGCUCCGCCUUACGAUCACUCACUAGACAAUGCUGAGCAGUCACUGCAGCAAUGGAAACGACUCACUUUUAGUGAGAUACUUACCUUCCAACCUCCACCUCUGGGACCAGUACAGAAAGAGACAUCGCUCUGAGGCGGAACCUUUCCACAUUUAACUCUGAAACAUCUCAAGCCAAGUGUGCUCCAUGUGAUGCAUAGUAUUGUGUAUAUAAACUGUAUACUUGGACUGUACAGCAGAUUCUGUAUUCCAGUCAGUUCUGCUGUGUGGUCAAACCAAAACAAAACGUGUUUUUAUUAGGACACUGCAUGGACACUUUUUGAUGUACUGGAUCACAAAAAGGCACAGAUGCAAUAAUUUCUAUUAGCAUGUGUUUAUGUCUAGAAUUUUAUGAUCUGUGGUACAGUGACAUUUGAGACAAUUCAUCUGUUAAAACAAUUAUUUUACAAAGUAUUAUUAAAAUUUAAUUUGCUGCAAUGAAUUGUCUGUAACCAAACAGCUUAUUCUGCAAUAAAGACAAUUUGGUUUAUGGA
This is a messenger RNA of Silurus meridionalis, 1563 nucleotides long. RefSeq names its product mitogen-activated protein kinase 12a (gene mapk12a). Lineage: Eukaryota; Metazoa; Chordata; Actinopteri; Siluriformes; Siluridae. Bases 29 to 1165 code for a protein of 378 amino acids. Gene Ontology annotation, molecular function: ATP binding; MAP kinase activity. Gene Ontology annotation, cellular component: nucleus; cytoplasm. The record is from RefSeq and is a predicted model, not a curated record. Gene Ontology annotation, biological process: intracellular signal transduction; protein phosphorylation. The transcript has 13 exons.